GGCUGCCCCAGCAGCUGGCGUGAAAUAGGGUCGUCCACUGGGCAGGGGGGGAGCUGAGGUGGGGGGCUGCCAGUCACUUGCUCCACACCCCACUUCUGAGCACACCCGAGACUGGGGGAGCAGCCGCCCAGCCCCGCCCCCUGGCAGCUUUAGGCGGGUGGCCCCUGCACCCAGGCCCCCCUGUGCCCAGGCCCCUGGGGCGCUGUCACCCUGGGACGGCCUCUGCUGCCCAGAGGUAGGCUUCAGAGCUGCAGCCCUGGGGGCACAUCCUGGCCCCAGGGCUGGAUCCUGCGGAGACCCCCACCCGCGGCAGGGCCGCCCCCACAGGUGUGAGGGGUCCCCCACAGGUGGUGGACACUGGGCCCAGCUCUCCUUCUUCCGACAGGAAGAUCAGGAGGGGUCAGAGGUGAUGCCUAUAACUGCAGGUAUUUCAAAGCAGACCCACUUCCCGGGGCGCAUGGGCAGCCUGCUGGGCAGCCCCACCACCUGACCCUCUGACCUUGCUCCAGCUGUGGAGGGGCUGAGCCCUGUGGAGGGGCUGAACCCUGUGGUGGGGCCAGGCCAGCCCUUCCGUGGGGAAGGGGCCUCCACCCUGGCAGAGCCAUGAGGUCCUGCAGCCUCUGAGUCCCCAGGCAGCUGCGGUGGGGACACCUCCUGCCUUGUCUGUGUCUGGGCCUGAGGCGGGGGGAGAGGGGGGCUAUGUGCUGACCAGCCACAUGGGGACCAGUGGGACCCAGGCACAGCCCUGCCAGAGCGGCCUGGAUGACAGGCCCUGGCCUGUGGGGGCAGGCUGUCACCCCAGGCCCUGGCCAUGCCCCGCUGACCCGCUCAGGGAUGGUGACUUGGGGAGCUGUCGGGGACAGGGCAGUUCAGGUGGGCCGAGCGCCAGUCGGAUGUCCUCACACUGGGCUGACCCGCGCCUGGCUCUGCUUGUCUCCAGCACAGGGGCUGAGCUGGUUUUGGGGGGAACUGGGGCUGGGAAGUCACACACAGACCAGCCUCUGGGGAAGGGCAAGAGGCCAGCCCCUGUGAAGUCCUGGUCUCUGCCGCAGGUGGGAUGGACGGUCGCUAUGGACCACGAUGAGAGGCUGGCCCGGUUCCGGCAGGCCCACCUCAACCCCUUCGACAAGCAGCGCGGCCCUGGCCAGCAUGCGCAGGGGCCCGGGGAGGCAGCCCCAGACAUGGCGUCUGAAGAGGCCCUGCCGGAGCUGCCCCCCGGGGAACUGGAGUUCCGCUGCUGCCCAGAGCGCACCAUGGACCUCGGGCUGUCCGAGGACCACUUCUCCCGCCCUGUGGGUCUGUUCCUGGCCUCUGACGUGCAGCAGCUGCGACAGGCCAUUGAGGAGUGCAAGCAGGCCAUCCUGGAGCUGCCCGAGCAGUCGGAGAAGCAGAAGGACGCCGUGGUCAGGCUCAUCCACCUGCGCCUGAAGCUCCAGGAGCUGAAGGACCCCAAUGAGGAGGAGCCCAACAUCCAGGUGCUCCUGGAGCACCGCUUCUACAAGGAGAAGAGCAAGAGUGUCAAGCAGACCUGUGACAGGUGCAGCGCUGUCAUCUGGGGGCUCAUCCAGACUUGGUACACCUGCACAGGGUGUUACUACCGCUGCCACAGCAAGUGCCUGAACCUUGUCUCCAAGCCCUGCGUCCGCUCCAAGGUCAGCCACCAGGCCGAGUACGAGCUGAGCAUCUGCCCUGAGGCAGGCCUGGACAGCCAGGACUACCGCUGCGCCGAGUGCCGGGCACCCAUCUCCCUGCGCGGCGUCCCCAGCGAGGCCCGGCAGUGCGACUACACGGGGCAGUACUACUGCAGCCACUGCCACUGGAACGACCUGGCUGUGAUCCCCGCGCGCGUGGUGCACAACUGGGACUUCGAGCCGCGCAAGGUGUCCCGGGGCAGCCUGCGCUACCUGGCGCUGAUGGUGUCGCGGCCGGUGCUCCGACUCCGGGAGAUCAACCCGCUGCUGUUCAACUACGUGGAGGAGCUGGUGGAGAUCCGGAAGCUGCGCCAGGACAUCCUGCUCAUGAAGCCGUACUUCAUCACCUGCCGGGAGGCCAUGGAUGCCCGGCUGCUCCUGCAGCUCCAGGACCGCCAGCACUUCGUGGAGAACGACGAGAUGUACUCCGUACAGGACCUGCUCGACGCACACACCGGCCGCCUGGGCUGUUCACUCACUGAGACCCACACGCUGUUCGCCAAGCACAUCAAGCUGGACUGCGAGCGCUGCCAGGCCAAGGGCUUCGUGUGCGAGCUCUGCAGGGAGGGCGACGUGCUGUUCCCCUUCGACAGCCACACCUCCGUGUGUGCCGACUGCUCCGCAGUCUUCCACAGGGACUGCUACUACGACAACUCCACCUCAUGCCCCAAGUGUGCCCGCCUGACGCUGCGCAAACGGUCCCUGUUCCAGGAGGCGGGGCCCGGCCUGGACUCCUAGAUGCUGGCACUCUGCCCGCCUGCGUGCCCUGCUGGUCGUGGCCACAUCGCAGUGUUUCUCCAGCCGGUGGCGGGGCGCAGCUCCAGGCCCGCCUCACUGCUGGGCGGGCUGCCAGGGCCAGGCCUGAGGAACGCCCUGGCCCCAUGCUGGCUGGGAGCUCCCGGCAGUCUCCUGCUGUGGGGUGCAGCUGGGGUGUGGCCCCUCCCACCACAGACUCCCCGGCUGGGCAGUGGGGAACUUCCUGCCCCGUGGUGACAAGCCCCGGCAGCUUUGCGGGGGGUGGGGGGAGGUGGGGGGGUGUUGCUGGUGUCCCCGGCCCGCAGGUCCUGUGCGGUCUCGAAGAGCUUUGUGGGCCCAAGGAUGCCAGCUGCACCCAGCUGCCUGGGCUGCGUCCUGCUGGGGGGCGCCUCCUUCUGGCACCUGGUCUCUCUGGGCCUUUGGCUGUUCUGCUGGCUCCAAGGGUCUCCCUGGCUCCCUGGGUCCUGGUUCUUUCCGGACAGUGUGGCGAUGAGGAGCUCUUCCCUGGGCGAUGGGCAGCUGCUCCAAACCACCUGGCUGCCCUGGUGCUCUGAGCUGGGUGCAGGCCCACCUCCAGGUGCAGGCAUAGGUCGCCUGGGUGAGCUUCCAGGUUAGGCGAGAGGGUUGGCCAUGGCCCGCCUGAGUAGCAUUUCCCCAGCCGGAUCUUCCACCCAGGGGCUCCCCAAAGGCCAGAGGCCGGCAGCCAGGAGCCUUCUCCCGGCGACCUGAGGUCAGGAGCCGGGAAUAUUUGCUCACAGAAGGCCUGGCUAGAGGUAGGAGGUACCACACUGCUGACAAAGGACCUCUGGUGGGGUAGGCCAGGAUCCACCGGGGCAUUGGGGGACACCCAGGACCCUGCCGGAGCAUUGGGGGACACCCUCCCCUGUCGCCUGAUGAGCCAGAGGGAGAGGGCAGCAGCCCAGGGGCUGAUGUGUGGGGCAGCCAGCGUGUCGCCCGGGGAGCCCCAUGCAGCCUGAGACAUUCCUCUUGCUGCCCAGAACUAGGCACAGGUGAGCAGUGGACCCCGAGUGUCUCCAGGCCGCAGAGGCCCUGCCCUGAUGUCCCUUGCCCAGGCGUGAAGGUGGUUCUUGGCCCCUUGCAGCCGACCACAUGUGCCACUGCUGCGUCACAUUUCUGCCAUGGGGUGUUGGCCUUUCCUGGUGUACUGUCUGGUCCACGCCAAUGGUUCCUGCCAUAGUCGCUGCCCGCGGGAGCUCCCUUUUACCAAUUCCUGCCCCCAACACUGUUCCUACCUUCCCCUCUACACAGAAUCAUGUGGGGCUUUCUGGGUCCACGGGACAGUGGCCAGAAGCCACGGUGGAAGCAGCUCUCUGGGCUAGCAGCCUGCAGCCCUGCUGUGACCACACCCGCUGCCCCUCAUUAAACCCCGUGCUCCAGAUGCGUGUGUGGUGAAUUGGGCACCAGGCAGUUCGCUAAUGUGCAGAACAGGCUCAGGCUUCUGGACCAUCUGCAGCCUUCUCUCCCUGUGGGGCUGAGUCGAGUGGUCUGGGGAGAAAUGAGCACCCCCUGGUGGGCAGCACGUCGGAGGGACAAACAAGCCUCGUGGGGUCCGUAGACUGGGGGCAGAGCAAAGCCAUAGCCACUGACGCCACCCCAGAGCCCUCUGACCCUGCACUGGGCAUGGCCUGGAGGAGGCCCAGGGCUGAGCAGCACUGGAACCCUGGGGGGCUGGCUGGACUAAGGCCCCCUGCCACUAGGUCUUGAGCCUCAAGACUCUGACCCUCCCAGAUCACAUCAAGCUGCACAUUUCUCUGCAGAUACGACCUGUAGUUUGACCAGAUCUGGAAGGGGCUGUAACCCAGAAGUAACUGCUGCUCACCUAGGUGUCCAGCUGCUCACCUAGGCUGGGGCCACACUGCGGGCAGGUGUGGAGGGUGGCCAGAGGGUGGUGGGCUGUGAGCCGACACCAGUGCAGGGGUGGAGCCCUCUGAGGACAGAAGCUGAACUCACCCUGAGAAGCACAUGGAGGGCUCGGCCCCUUUCCAGCCAGGAAGUGCUUCCAUGUUCUUUGGCAAAUUAAGAAUUACACAACAGUGCAGGCCACCCCACGCCCCAUCUGUCUUCUGGGCCCUCAAGUGCCCACAUCGCCCCAUUUGCUUCUCUCUCCUCCUGUAUUUUCCUGAAUGUGAGUUGCGGAGAUGGUACCACCUGUCAUCCUUGUGCGUGUCCCUCGUGUGUCCAAGCAAGGACACCGCCUCCUGGGCACACAGGGUGGGGAGCGGCCCCUAGACGUCAACCAGACCCACGACAAGCCUCACUCAGGUGAGCCCCCCAGGCCAUGUCCAGCCCUCAAUCGGGAGGGCAGGCGGCACUGACAGCAGGCUGGCUGCUGUGAAGACAACGGGUCACCAGUGUCUGCGGGGGACUGGGGCUGACCCCAGGGUUCGCACAGCGGGGGACGCAGUGUCCUCCACUGCACCCUUGUCCUGAAGGGGUUCUGGGGGCUUCCCCAGGCUUUUCUGCUACAAAGUUAUACAACUUUGUGACUACCAGGUUUCUUAUGGAAGAUACUUUGAGACUAUGUAACAUCCGUAGUCCCUGCUUUCACCUUCUUCUCCAGGCUCUCACUAGAAGGGGCUGGUGACUUUCCACUCCUGUGACUCCCUCUGCAUCUGGUGGUUGUCUUUUUGUUGCAGAGCUUUUGCUUCUCCACAUUUAUGGCCUAUUUUACUGAGUUAUAACCCUCUACUGCAACUAUUUAUUUUGAUGCUCAAGUUGUCCCAAAUUUGGUCAGUGGGAACAUUUUCAGCCUGUCCUUAGGCACUCGUUUCCACAGCGAGGCCAUCCAGGCUUUCCUGCCCUCUCCAUCCCUGCCUGAAACCAGCCAUCUCUCCAGAGUGCGAGUGCCUCUUAGUGGACAGUGGUAUUUACUAGACAGGACAUGGCCUGUCAACGUGCAGCCCUAGGAAAGUGUACCCUCGCUCUGUGUUCCCCCAGACUGAAAACCCAUGAAUUCAUACCAGUGCUUCGAGCUUCAGCCCACUCCAGACCCACGGCUCCCCUCGCUUGGUCCCUCAUCUUCCUUUAUGGUGAAUAACCUGCAUCUGCUCUGCAUUUGUUCAGUUGCUCAACCCUAGAGUGUGCAGCCAGCACUUGGAGCCUUGCGACCUCUGCCCCUAUGAGGUCAGCCUGCUCACUAGAGCACAGCAUCUCUUGAGACUUUAACCUGAGGGUAUACAGUCAAACUGCUGUUCAAGAUUUGGGUGUUUCUCUCCCUUUGUUGUGGGGAGAAAUAUGAUGCUGUGAAAUAUGAAUCUGUUUGUGUAUUUGCGUAUUUUUGCUUGUUUUAUUAAUCCUAAACCUUAUUUUUGCUUGUUUUAUUAACAAGUUUUCAAAGUCUGAAUUUUACAGAAGUGAGUCAACUAUUACCAGCACCCCCCCCCCCAUUAGUUUCUGGUGUCUCCUUCCUGUGUUUCUUUUUUCACAUGUAAGAUAUAUAUUUUAUUUCCUCUUUUCUUCCACAAGAGGUAGCAGGCUGUACUCUCACACAUAGCUUUAGUGGAUCGUGUAUGGUGGAAAGUGCUCAUCAGUUAGCAGAGUUCCUCCUCACGCUCCUCCAUCACCUCCAGGCCACCAUGGGGGUUACUGUGCUGUGUCUGCUGCACUGGGUGCACAUCCAGGCUGGCUGCAGUAUUUGUAGCUACAGACAAGGCUGCAGCAAAUCAUCAGUGCGCAUGUGUUCUCUCUUGGAGGUGUAGCUUCAGAGACAAUUGUGAAAGUGGGAGAGGAGCCCUAUUCCUUAUUGGCGCACUGUCCCCCCACACUGCUGCACCGAGGGCCUUGGAGGACGCUUGUGUCCUGGUACAUGCUGGUCUCACUGGGAUGGCUUAUGUGCACAAGCUUUCAUUUGUAUCUCUAUGAGGGAGGUGGAGCUUCUUUUCACAUUUUAAGGCCUGAUUUACUUACAUACAAAUUAUUUCUUUUGUGCACUUUUCUGUUGGAUUUUGGUAGUUUUCCUCCACAUUCUUAAGAAUUUUUCAGGCUUAUCAGCCUGUUAUCUGUGAGAUGUGGUGCAACUGUCUUCUCCCAAUUUAUCAAAUGCCUUUGACCUUAUUUGAAAUGUUUACUCUUCUUAAAGAAAAGUUUUGGCUACAUUUUUAAUCGGCCCGACUGAUUAAAUUUUUCAACUGGAUGUUGAGAGGAUACACAGACCAGAAGACAACCUAAGACAGCUGCUGCGAGCGCCGCUUUUUCUCAUUGUACAAUUCUCUGUAGCAGUUUAUUGCAUUGUUGAUUGCUUUGGAAACUUUUUGUUUCCACUCCUCAUCUGAGCUGUUACUGGUAAGCACCUGCAAGCCAGCCUCAAAAUGUGCGAGGGCUGCUGAGAGCGCCCCUGUGGUUAGCUGGCGCAGGGCUGGUGGGGCGUCCUCACUGUCCUCCUCUACCGCUCUCUCCUGCUCCAGCUGCAUCAGCUCUGCAUUUGAGAGAUCUUUCUCAUUCAGCUGCAGCAACCGGCCCACAUCAGCUUCCACCAGCUGUUCCAGAGCCAGGCUCCUGGCCAGAGCCACAAUGUCUUGUUGAAGCUGUGCAACAUUAUCUGUUUGGGACACAUCAUGGAACUGAACGCACUCAGGCCAAAUCUUCUUCCAUGCACUGUUAAUUGUUGCUGGCUUGAGUGCCUCCCAAGCCGUGGCAAUGUUGUCCACGGCAUCUAUGAUGCUAUAGUUCCUCCAAAACUCGCUGAUCACAGCUGGAUCCUCCUCAUCUGUUGCUUCCAGGAUGUGCUCAAAAGUCCUUCUCAGGUAAUGAGCUUUGAAGACAGAGGUGACACCCUGAGCCAUGGGCUGGACCGAGUCGGCGGUACCAUUGUGGAAGUACUCCACCCUUACAUUAUCAGACAGGUCACUCAAGUUUACUGGGUGGCAUGGCGCGCUGUCUAGGAUGAGCAAAGCUUUGUUGGUGAGAUGAUUUUGGGCACAGUAUUUUUCAAUGGCAGGACAAAAAAAGUAUGUGAACCACUCGUGAAAAAUGCUCUUGGUUGCCCAAGCCUUUCUGUUUGAGCGCCAAAUCACAGGCAGGUUGGGCUUGGAGUAGCCCUGCAGAGCCUUGGGGUUCUCCGUGUGGUAUACCAGUAAGGGCUUCAGCUUAAAGUCCCCAGUGGCAUUGCCUCCAAGCAGCAGCAUCAAGCGGUCUUUGGGCGAUUUGGAGCCUGGCUCGACUUUCUCCUUCACAGAGAUAAAUGUCCCUUCAGGCAUUCUCUUCCAGUAGAGCCCUGUCUCCACCACAUUGAAAACUUGCUGGGGGGUGUACUCACCUUCUCGGAUGAUGCUUCUCAGCACUUCCGGGUAGGUGUCCUUGUUGCCGGGAGCCGAGCUGCUCAUCUUGAAGUGGGGCAAACAGUGGCGCUCCUUGAACCUCAUAAACCACCCUUUACUCGCGCUGAACUUUUCUGCUUGAGAGCUCUCGCCGUGUUCACGCUGUAAGUCGUCAAACAAACUCCUGGCUUUUUCCUGAAUAGCGGUGACACUCAGGGGCACGUUUCGUUGGCUCUGGUCUUCCAGCCACACGUACAACAACCUCUCCAUGGUCUCCAUGGCCGCACUUCGACGGCGAGUCAGCCGAGAGGCUCUCGAGGGAGUAGCUAUGAGCGAACUCGCCUUGAUCUUUUCUUUAUUAUCGCGGAUUGUCGCCACUGUGGAGACAGCAAGGCCCAGGGCCUUUGCAAUUUGGCUGAGCUUCUCACCCACUUCAAAUCGCCGCAAC
Messenger RNA from Talpa occidentalis (Iberian mole), 8171 nucleotides. RefSeq names its product differentially expressed in FDCP 8 homolog (gene DEF8). Bases 717 to 2429 code for a protein of 570 amino acids. The transcript has 11 exons. Lineage: Eukaryota; Metazoa; Chordata; Mammalia; Eulipotyphla; Talpidae. The record is from RefSeq and is a predicted model, not a curated record.